GGUGUCACCGCAACCGUGUAAUCGUGAAACUGACGUCUGCAGAAUAAAAUUUUGUUGUGUUGGCAGGUUGACACAUCUCCCGUUGCUGGAAAUCGCCUCUUCUCCCACAAGACAUGAUGCUGAAGGCUGUUAUAUUAAUCGGAGGCCCCCAAAAAGGUACUCGUUUCCGUCCUCUAUCCCUCGAUGUUCCAAAGCCAUUGUUCCCAGUGGCUGGCUUGCCCAUGAUCCAGCACCACAUAGAAGCAUGUGCUUCAGUUCCAGACAUGAGGGAAAUUUUGUUGUUAGGUUAUUUCCCAGCACAGCAGUUGCAGCAGUUUGUAGCAGAUAUGAUUGCCACUUAUAAAAUUAGGAUAAGAUACCUCCAAGAAUACCAAGCAUUGGGCACUGCUGGUGGUAUUUACCACUUCCGUGACCAGAUCAGUUCAGGUAAUCCAGAUGCCUUCUUUGUGCUAAAUGGAGAUGUUUGUGGCGAUUUUCCUCUCAAAGACAUACUCGAAUUUCACACUAGCCUGUCAACCCCUUCUCUUAUAACGAUCAUGGGUACUGAAGCUACUAGACAGCAGUCGACGAUGUACGGAUGCAUAGGUAGUGCUGAAAUUGGCGAAAAAAAACAGCAGUUCAGGUUAAAUCUUGUAUUGUUAUCACAUCAAAAUUAUUUAUGGUAUUUCUUUUUCAGUGAUGACAGUGAACUCACAGAAUCUAUUCAGCUUGAACAAGAUAUUCUUAUGCCAAUAGCUGGUACAGGACAGGCAUUUGUAUAUUCUACUGACAGAUGGUGGUCCCAGAUUAAAACAGCUGGUUCAGCAAUCUAUGCAAAUCGCCACUAUUUACAGCUGUACCACAAGCUGAAGAAGGAACGCUUAGCUGUAAAUGGACCUGACAAGCCUACCGUUGUUGGUGAUGUGUAUAUUCAUCCAUCUGCCACUGUUGAUCCUACUGCAGUUCUUGGACCAAAUGUGAGCAUUGGAAAAAAUGCAGUCAUAGGGGCUGGUGUUCGCAUUCGGGAGUCAAUUGUGCUUGGGAACAGCACCAUUGAAGAGCACAGCUGUGUCUUAUAUACUGUUGUCGGAUGGAACUCGACUGUUGGAUCAUGGACUCGACUGGAAGGAACACCAUGUGACCCCAAUCCAAACAAGCCUUUUGCGAAGAUGGAUAAUGUACCCCUUUUCAACAGUGAUGGCAAACUCAACCCUUCAAUUACAAUUCUUGGUUGUAAUGUGACUGUUCCACCCGAAAUAAUUGUGUUGAACUCCAUUGUCCUGCCAUACAAAGAUCUCGCAAGCAGUUACAAGAAUGAGAUCAUUCUUUAAAGAAAACUAAUCUAGUAUUGAAAUCUCUGGUCUUGUCAUUUUUCUUUUUUGUUAUGCAGUAUUAGGUUUUGCUCAUGCCUAGAGGAUCCAUAAUUAUUAUUUUUAUUCAGAUGUGAAAAGAAGAUAUUUUGAAUUUUAAUAAUUAAAAUACUAAAAAAUAA
Macrobrachium nipponense is the source of this 1471-nucleotide messenger RNA. It is a transcript of the gene Gmppa, whose product is annotated as mannose-1-phosphate guanyltransferase alpha-A-like. The transcript has 8 exons. Gene Ontology annotation, molecular function: transferase activity. Bases 114 to 1310 code for a protein of 398 amino acids. The record is from RefSeq and is a predicted model, not a curated record. Gene Ontology annotation, biological process: biosynthetic process. Gene Ontology annotation, cellular component: cytoplasm. Lineage: Eukaryota; Metazoa; Arthropoda; Malacostraca; Decapoda; Palaemonidae.